Molecule: messenger RNA, 813 nt
Organism: Cladophialophora psammophila CBS 110553
Lineage: Eukaryota; Fungi; Ascomycota; Eurotiomycetes; Chaetothyriales; Herpotrichiellaceae
Exons: 1
Coding region: 1-813 (270 amino acids)
Molecular function (GO): oxidoreductase activity
Source: RefSeq, a predicted model, not a curated record
AUGGCAUCCACUGGCAUGAACAUCUCACUGGGUUCGAAAGUCGCCAUCAUCACCGGAGCAGCCAGCGGCUUCGGAAAAGCCAUUGCCAAAGCGUUUCUGCAUGCUGGCGCAAAAGUGGUCGCUUGCGACAUCAAUGCCUCCAUGUUGGAGGAAUGCCACAAGGAGUUGUCCCCUUUGGGAGCACUCCACAUGGUUGUGGCCGACAUAUCACUCCACGACUCGGCGCCGAAUUUGGUAAAGGAAGCUGUGGACCACUAUGGCAAGUUGGACAUUCUGGUCAAUAAUGCCGGGAUCAUGGACCGCUUCGAUCCCAUUGGCGACAUCGAUAUAGACUUCUGGGACUGCGUAAUCACCACCAACCUCACAGCCCCGGCAAGAAUGUCUAAAUACGCAGUACAGGAGUUUUUGCGCCACGGGGAAGCAGCGGGCACCACGGCCGCGGGCAGCAAUCGAGGCGUGAUUAUGAACGUCGGCUCGAUCAAUGGCUUCAGGGGUGGGUGUGGUGGUGUGGCGUACGUAUCCGCGAAACAUGCUCUGGUGGGCUUGACCCGCAACACAGCGUCAUCCUAUUCGAGUAAGGGUAUUCGAUGCAACAUCAUCAUGCCAGGCGCCAUGAAGACCAACAUUCGCGUUGCUUACAAGGAUGGAUUCAACGAAGAGGGCGGUGCGAUCUGCCAAAAACUGGCCGAAGUGAAUCCGGGUGAGGUUAAUCUUGAUCGGUUGGGAAAGCUGGUGGCUUUUGCUUGCUCUGAUGAUACCGACUAUCUGAACGGAGCCAUCAUCAGCGCCGACCAUGGAUGGCAGGCCAUUUGA